Oryzias latipes (Japanese medaka) is the source of this 2735-nucleotide messenger RNA. RefSeq names its product serine/threonine-protein kinase SBK1. Lineage: Eukaryota; Metazoa; Chordata; Actinopteri; Beloniformes; Adrianichthyidae. Gene Ontology annotation, molecular function: ATP binding; protein serine/threonine kinase activity. The record is from RefSeq and is a predicted model, not a curated record. Gene Ontology annotation, biological process: protein phosphorylation.
GGGCGGGCCUGUCGGCGGACAAUAGAGCUCGGCUGAGCUGCGGUCAGACGCUGAUCUGCGGAGCUCCGAGGCGGCCGCUGCGCAGGUUCGAGUCCCGCAGCUUCUCUCCAGCACUGAGCCGAAGCGGGAGGAGGGGGGUGGGCGCAGUGCGGACGGACUGACAGAAGCACCCGUCUUCAGAGCAGAAGGCCGGCCCGGUCCGGAGCGCCCGCCGCCAGCAUGAGCUCCCACGCCUCCGUCGACAUCCUGGAGGAGCUGCAGCUGAUCGCAGCUCAGAACCUGGAGAAGCUGGACAUCAGCAAGUACUACGAGGUGGUGCGGGAGCUGGGGAAGGGCACCUACGGGAAGGUGGACCUGGUCGUCCACAAGAUGCGAGGAACCAAAAUGGCUCUGAAGUUCCUGCGGAAGAGGACCACCAAGCUGAAGAGCUUCCUGAGGGAGUACAGCGUCUCGCUGUACCUGUCGCCCUGCCCCUUCAUCAUCAACAUGUACGGCAUCGCCUUCCAGACCGACGACUUCUACAUCUUCGCUCAGGAGGUCGCUCUGGCCGGAGACCUCUUCGACAUCAUCCCCCCUCAGGUCGGCCUCCCGGAGUCGGUGACGAAGCGCUGCGUCCACCAGGUGGCGCUGGCCCUGGACUACAUGCACUGUAAGAAGCUGGUCCACCGGGACAUCAAGCCCGAGAACGUCCUCAUCUUUGACGCAGAGUGCAGGAAGGUCAAGCUGUCGGACUUCGGCAUGACGCGGCGCGCCGGCUCUCCGGUGAAGCGUGUGAGCGGCACGAUCCCGUACACGGCGCCCGAGCUGUGCGACACGUCCCGCCACGAGGGCUUCUACGUGGACAACAGCACGGACGUGUGGGCCUUCGGCGUGCUGCUCUUCUGCAUGCUGACCGGAAACUUCCCCUGGGAGAAGGCCAUGCCCGGCGACGCCUUCUACGAGGAGUUUGUGCGUUGGCAGCGCCGCCGGACGGGGACGGUGCCCUCGCAGUGGCGCCGCUUCACGGACGACGCUCUGCGAAUGUUUCGUAGGCUCCUGUCCAUCGAUCAGGACCGCCGCUGCUCCGUCAAGGAAGUCUUCAGCUACUUCAACCAGUGCUGGAUGCUGGACGCCGAGAACAGGACCUGCGGCGGCGGGGCGCCCCCUCUGGACAUCAGCUCGUCUUCGUCUGAGGAAGACGCCUUAGUGGACAGACUAAAGCAUCAGAGUCUGUCACCUGCCUGCGUGGCGGAAACAGGAGGAAUGUCGAUGGACGCCCACUUUUCCUCUGCGUCCACCGGCGGCUCGCCGUCCUCCACCGGCAGCUUCGAGCGAGUAAACCGAGACGGCAACGAACGGGGACGCAUCCUGGUGACCACGCCCAUUGAGAUCUGCGUGUAGAGAUGCCUCCGACCCUUUAAGGUCGCCUGCCGUGACCUACGUGCUGAAGACGAGUGUGAGGACGUGAAGACGCCACACAACGGCGUUGGGCUUGCUGUAGCUGCACUGCAGAUUCACGCACUUCUAAAUAUGAAAUGGAAGGAAGGCGUGAGGAGGCCGUCGCCUGACGUCUGUGGUUCAGUCCGGAACGAUCCACAAACUUGCUCCAUCGCAAAGACAGGAAGAGAUCCACCAGCAGCACGUUCACCGCAGAAUCCGCAUAGAAGGACCGGAUCGGAACCGCGCAGAAAAGGAUGUUUCUGUAAAGUUAGCUUAGCUAUUUAUUCCUCAGAUUAAUAUAUUUUCAGAUCAACAACAACAAAAGUUUGUGUUUAUACUGGAAGCUACCUCCAAACUUCACCGCAUUUAUGUAACCGGGACGCUGAAAUCAACGACUUCGCUUCUAACGAGCCAUUUCCAUAGCAACCACACCAAAAUCCAGGCCAUGCACCUCAAAUGGUGUCAAACGUCAUUUGUUUACGGGACAAUAUCCUGAAUUUGUGUUCUUGGGCGUCGAUCAGAGAAGCUGCAUCAGGGCGAGCUUAAUUUCACGAUUACAGAACAAAAAUGUAAAAAAAGCAACAACAACAAGAAAAAAAACGUUAGCUAAGCUGUAGCUAAAGACAGCGACUCUUCAAAGACACGUUCAUCCAAAACAACAAACUACAUCUUCAUUAAUUCCAUUUUUUUCUUCUAAGGAACUUUGGAAAAUUUACUUUAAGAGGAGAAACACAAAAAUGGCGACUCAAGUUUAUCAGCCUGAGACAUGAAAACAAGCCAAUGAUUGCCAUGGACAACCAUGCUGCAGAUGCUGGGAUUCAGAGUUCAAAUGGUUUUCAGGACUCGAUGAGAGGACUUCACUCAAAGCUGCUUACAGCUUCGUUUGUUUUAUUUAGCCGCAAAAAAAGAAACUUUUUUACUUUUAGUGACGUAGCAAAAAUAGUUUUGGUCAUGUUGUUGAUGUAACGUUUUUGACCCGACGUGUGUGUUUUUGUGAACAGAAAGUAAAUGAACAGUCUGCAGAUUGAAUCCGGACCGCUGCUUCUGUGAGAAUCGGCUCAAAGCAACAGAGAAACUGAAGAAGGAGCAAAGAUGAACGCCUGUUUUCUACCUGCAUGUUUAAAACACAAUAAAAGUCAUGUCCUGAACGGGUGAUGAGACUCCAAAACAAAGAAGCUCUUAAUGUGAAAGGCCAGGUAAAAAUGUGUCAAACAGACUGUUGGAAUUAAAGAGCUUCACAAAUCCAUUCUUUGUCCUUUUUGUCUGUUGCACAAAGUGAAAGUUCUGCUGUGAAAUAAAAACCUUGAACUGAAAAA